Messenger RNA from Oryctolagus cuniculus (rabbit), 6916 nucleotides. It is a transcript of the gene ITPRIPL2, whose product is annotated as ITPRIP like 2. The record is from RefSeq and is a predicted model, not a curated record. NCBI's taxonomy places the organism in Eukaryota, Metazoa, Chordata, Mammalia, Lagomorpha, Leporidae.
CCAUGGCCCCAGCACCCGGCCUCGAGCGCGCGGUAGGUGCUCUGGGAACCCGGGGACCCACCCCUGUCCCUUCCAAGGCCGGGCACCCAGUAGAGGCUCGGGGAAGGCUGAUUUGAGGCCAAGGACGGCUGCAGAAGGCACGGGCCACUUCGGCGCCAGGGGCCGCCGCGCCACCACCCCCUUCUGCUUUUUGGUCUCCCGGGCUAACAACGUGGAGAGAGCGGCGCAGCCCCGGAGCCUCCCCGGACGAGGCCGCCGCCCCGGAACCGGGGCCGGGCUCGUCGUGCCUCCGGGGAGGGAGGACGGGGGAGGCCCGCGGGAGGCCGCUUCCAGGCGCGUCCCAAAGUCCCUCCCGCCGCCUGGCGUCGCUUUAAGGCGGAGGCCCGGCGGGGGCCGCCCCCGCGGCGCGCUCGGCUCCAGACUUCGGCAUUUCCUCCCCGCUAGCUGGCGUGGCCUCGCCUCCCCUCGGAAGAGGAAACUCGCGGGGCUCGGGUAACGGGAUCCAGCGAGCAGGAGAGCGGCCGGAGAGCCGGGAGGGCCGCCCGCGGUAGGAGGCGAGGCGGGUCGGGCCGGGCCAGAAGCUGGCCGAGGACAGCGCGGCGCAGGGCGACACAGCGCGCCGCGGGCGCAGGGCGCGGCCCGGAGCCGGGGAGUGCAGGGCGGGCCGCAGCUGGAAGGAAAACUUGAGCUGGGAGAGGAGGCCGAGCCGGAGGGCGGCUUCCCCCGGCCCUGCGAGGGGGGAGCCGCCGCGGAGGCCGAGGAGACGGGGACAGCGGGGCCGCCCGGGCUCUGCGCGCAUGCUGGGCCGGGGGCGCCGCCGGGGCUGGCGCCCUGGGCUGCUCGGCCGCCGCGGCCCCGGGCGCCCGGGAUGUCGGUGCACUAUACCCUCAAUCUGCGCGUCUUCUGGCCCCUGGUGACUGGCCUGUGCACCGCCCUCGUGUGCCUCUACCAUGUCCUGCGGAGCGGCGGGGGCGCCCCGGCCGAACCCCCCGACGGCGCGGACAGCGGCUUCCCGCUGCUCAAGGCCACCGUGCUGCUCCUGUUGGGCUACGUCCUCCUACGCUGUCGCCACGCCGUGCGGCAGCGCUUCCUGCCCGGGUCGUCGCGCGUGGCCGGCCACUCCACCUUCUCCCCAAGACCCUUCGGAGAGCCGGGCCUCGGCGUCCUGCUGGAGAGUUACUACGAGCACGAGGUGCGCCUGUCGCCGCACGUGCUGGGUCACAGCAAGGCGCACGUGAGCCGGAUCGUGGGCGAGCUGGUGCGCGCUGGCCGUGCCCGGGGGUCCCCUGGCCCCAUCCCCGGAGGAGCGCUGGCCUUGGCCUUUCGCGGAGACUUCAUCCAGGUGGGCAGCGCCUACGAGCAGCACAAGAUCCGCCGGCCCGACGGCUUCGACGUGCUGGUGCCGCUGCGCCUGCCGCCGCUGGUGGCGCUGGAGCCGCGGAGCCUGGGCCAGGAGCCGGAGCUGGCCCCGGCCUUCCGAGGCUGCUUCGUGUGCGCUCUCAAGGCUCCACCGUCACCGUCGGGGCCCCCAGGGAACCAGUGGCUCCGAGACUGCAAACCGUUCUCGGAUGGCUUCUGCGUGGACGUGCGUGGGCGGCGCCACCUCUCCGCCACGCUGGUGCUGCGCUGGUUCCAGGCGCACCUGCAGCGCUCUCUGGCCACGGUGCGCUACAGCCUGGAGGGGCGCUGUCGGGUCAGCCUGACCCCGGGAGGCCCGGAGCAGCCGCCCACCCUGCACAUCCUGCCCUGCCGCACCGACUACGGCUGCUGCCGUCUCUCCAUGGCGGUGCGUCUCAUCCCCGCCGUCCACUUGGGAGACGGGGUUUUCCUCGUGGCGCCGCCUCCGCCACCUUUGCCGGUCGGGCCCCUGUCGGAGCUCCCGGGAGGCCUGCGCGCCGAGGCGCUGUGGGGCGUGAACACAGCCCGGCAGGAGCAGAAGUUGCUGAGCUGGCUGCAGGAACGGGCCCCUCCAGGUGCCUGCUACCUCAAGUGCCUGCAGCUGCUUAAGGCCGUGCGCGACCUGGGCACCCGCGGGCUGGACCCGAUGGCCAAAGCUCAGUGGGAGCGCGUCCUGUCCUCGUAUGCGCUCAAGACGGUGCUGCUGGCGGUGCUGCUGCGAGAGGGGCCUCCUGCCAAGGGCUGGGACGACGCGCACCUGGGCGAGUGCUUGGAGGAGCUGGUGCAAUUUCUGAGGGAUUGCUUGCUGCGACGCCAGACGCUCUUCCACUGUGUCCUGGGCCCGGGCGGCGCGGCCAGCGACGUGGGCCCCCUGCCCAAGGUCCUGCGCGAAGCCGCCCCGGUUGACCUCCUGGCCGCUUUCGACAGGCGCACCCGGGAACUCGCGGCGGCGCGCUUGCUGUCCACGUGGCGAAGGUUGCCCCAGCUGCUGCGGGCCUAUGGGGGGCCCCGCUACCUCGCCAGGUGCCCCCCACCCCGGAGCCAGCGCACCCUGGGGUUCCCAGAAGGUGAACCGUAAGCCCCGAGGACAGCCCCCACGUGACCCAGCGCCCUUGGGACCGCUUGCAGCCGCUGGGGGUGGGGUGAUGGGGAAACCGCUUCUGGCCCAAGGAGCUGCAGAAGGGGCUGGGAGAGUUUUGGAGGAUGCCACAGGCUUUGGGUGGCUUAACCAUCACCCCCGGCUCCACCAUCACUAACACAGAUAUAGACUCAUCACACCUGCCCCGGCGUCGGGGGCGAGCUGUGGAAGGUGAUACAGAGUGGACCCAGAUGUUGGUCUGUGGAUGAAGAUUGCUAACGCAGCUUGUUAGGGAAGUCGGGUGGAGGAAGCCCAAGCUAGCUGCAGACAGGACCAAAUGUGUAAUAAUAACAACAACAAAACUAAUGUUUUUUGAGAUGAUUCCUUGCUAGGUACUGGGUUCCUGAUUUUUUUUUUUUUAUUUAAAUCUUUAUCCACAGCUGGAAUGGAAGUUCUUUUCCAGCGGUGAAUGUUCCAAGGAAUAUAAUUUCCUCUGUCCAAGUGAAUAUUCCUGUACUUUUUUCAACGGUGCCACCUCGGGUGCUUGGCAGGCCCGUGGACGAUGAAGUCGCACGUGCCGCGCGGCUGUCGGGGGCCGAUGGAGAAGCAUGCAGGGCGUGCAGGCUCCCAUGUUGUAAUUACCGGCAGCAGGAGUGUUGCAUCUGAAAGGGGGCCAGGUGCAUUGAUUAUGAAGUGUGUGGCCAUGGCAAGCGGCCAGCCUGACAGCUUCCUAUCCCUCCAGGCCAUAAGCGGACCGAUGCCGAAGUCGGUCAACACCCAUCGGCUGAGCAGGUCCUGUAGGAGCCGGCCACAGUGUGGCCACAGCAAGGCGCAUGUUGCAGACAACACCUGCGAGGGCAGACAGCAUGCUGGUUCUGGAGAAAGAGGUGUUUCAGCCAUUGUCUAUAAAGGUGUUUUUGUAGGGCAUGCUUCUGGCUGGAGACGGAAACCUCUGGUUUGGUUUUGUUUAGCAGAGCCCUUGGGGAAGAGGUUUCUCCCUGAGUUUUAGUAGCAAAGGAAGAGGAAGUGCCUGCUGCCGGGCCUCCGUGCUCAGUGAUGGUUCGUGGUCGCGAGGGUGUCUCCCCUGCACCAGAAACCCGUAUGCACUCAGCCCAGGUCUUGCAAAACGUCUCCCUUAGAGAGCUCGGUAGCUGAGGCUCUGUGCUUGCCCAUCAGUCACUCCCUGGUGCGUCAGCGGAGUAAAUAAGUGGGGUGAGAACGCGAACACAGCUCUGGGUUGCCCAUGCUGUCUUUUGCGUGUAAAUGUCACCGGGCUGAGUGCAUUUUGCAGCUAGGAGGGGUCGGUGGGGAAAUUCCUUGUCCUUCCAGAUUGCUGAUGGCUCUCGUUUGUGGUUUAAGAUCAGAAUGGCCCAGAAUUGUAGCCCGAGUCCAGAAUGUGGUUUAAGUUCUUCAGCCUGUCUGAGCAUUGUACGUUGGAAUUUUUUCCCUCUUUGUAAACAAAGACAUGUACUUCCUUUGACUCUCAAAGGUAAAAGUUGGAAGGUAGAAAUAGUUCGGUGAACAGGGCCAUUGUUGAGUUUCUGAGCUAUCUUGAGGGGACAUCCUAAACCUUUCUUUAGGGGACUCGCUUGGCCACCGUGGGAAAUCAUCGUGCAUCGGCGAUCGAUAAGGAAGCCUUCUCAUCAGAGCUGCACAGUCCGGUGUGCAACUGUGGACUGAAAGGGAAACACCUGCAAAUGUGCUGGCUCCUGGAGGUCAUUUUGGGCGUGGUUCCUGUGGGCUCCAUCAAGGUCACGCCUAGCUCAGGGGUCACUGUUAGGUCACAAGGUACCGCACUGAGCAAAGCUGUCUGCCAGCCUCUUGCAAAGAUUAAAAACUGCACAGCAUUAUUUUUAACUUUUUAAAAUAAGUGCCAAAGUAGAUCGUAUAUAUAUGUGUGUAUAUAUAUUUCUAUGCUCAGCCACGACUCCUCCUGCAGUUAUUAAGUCUACAGCAUUGGGGGGAGAAUGAGGCUGUUAGAGAGAUUAUAAAGCUUUGAAAGCUGAAUUUUCCAAAUAUUUCUAGCUGAGUUGAUGGUUUCUUUUUUAUCUUAAUAUUUUGAAGCAUAAGUCUGGUAACAUACUGUUAUCGUAGUUUAUUAUUGUUAUUAUUAUUAUUAUUAUUGUUUCAGGUUAAUUACCCAAAGCCUCAUCCAUCCUCGAGAUCUUUAAGUUUUAUUUUUUUAAAUUUAAAAUUUUAAUUAUGUUAAAUUAAUGGGCAUUGUGUUUGUGAUUUUUAAAAAUGUUAAUGUUUUAUUUAAAUGCCAUGCUGAGCAAUUGUUCUCUGUACAUGGUAACCAAAAUGUAGGGAUUUCGACCAAUUUUGGUCCAUGCGUAGCCAUCCAAAAUGUGUACCACGCACAAAUGAAUAAAACAGCCAUUAACCAGGCUGCCCAAGGCACUUAAAUUAAGCUCAACUCUGUUUUGUAUGCGGGCUCCAUCAUUUGAAAUGUACACAUUUUUGGUGUAGGAUUGGUACUGGGGAUGCAUAUAUGCAAAUAUCCCCAUACAAAAAGGUUCAACAGCAGCCACCAAAAAGGUUAGCUGUUGGCGCUGGUGCCCAGAGAAAGAUGUUUUGGGGAAGAUGACUCAGGCGAGCGGCGGCCAGACGGCGCUCAGCGCCUCCCACCCGGCGGGCUUGGGAGCCUUCCUGGAGCUCUGGUGUGGGCUGGGAGAUGGAGUUGGUUUUUUGGUUGUGUGUUUUUUGUUUUUUUGGUUUUUUUUUUUUUUUUUUUUGAAAUGAAACUGAAGCUGAAAGAAAGGCGGCUUCAGGAAGGAGGACUUGAGAUGGAAGUGAAAGGGAGAGAGAGAAGGGAUCCUGCGAGGGUGUGAGAGAGGUUUGGGUUAGGAAACGCGUUCUUCAGUGUGUGCUAUUUCCAGCCAGGGGUCGCAAACUCAGCAGCCUACAGAAAAGGCGGGGGGAGGGGGGUUAUGGGGGGAGUGGACGGUGCCCACUUUCCAGGGGCAGCCCUCAUCCAGCUCCAUGCAGAGCAAGGGAGACAAAGGGAUAGAAACUACAUAUUUUUUUAAAGUCAAAUUUCCUGAUUGUUCAACAAAUAAUUUAAAAAUAUCCAAAACCCUAUGUGGGCCAGAUGAAAGCCUGCAGGCCACCAGUUUGCGACCCCUGCCUUAUACAGUGAACUUGACCCCCAAGUUGUAUGCGGUUAUCUUUUGUGUUGGAUACGGGGGUGUUAUAUAUCGUGGGGGGAUAGUUCAGGUCUUCUCUAUCCCUCAGACUUAAGCUUUAUUGUAGAAACAAACCAAAAAAAAAAAAAAAAUUAACCCAGCCACAGAUAACACUUAACUCAGAGUUCCCGGGAGGACCCCUGAUCCCGGAGCCGUUCUCCGAGUGGGACCCUGUGUCAGGUCUCGUCCCCUUCCUGGUGGCUCGGGGCAGCCGGCUUUGCUGAUGGCUUGCAGAUGACUCAUCAGGAGGGCUUGCAGGAGAACUCAUUUCGCUGCGCUUUGUUCCUAGAGUAAAAUUAAUUGUCAUCAUUAUAUUUUUUGUGAGUGGUGUUCGAGCCUGUGCGUCGACGAUGACGUGACAGCCGGCUCCUGUGACCUCGGCACAGCAGUGCUGAGGCUUUGAGCCGAGUGUCUCAGACCUGUGCCACUGUCCCUGCCAAGGACACGGCUCUGAUCCGAUGCUUGGAAUGUCUGGAUCCCAUUGAAACGGGCAUCCCAGCGCCGGAGGAGUUAACCAAACAACACCCCCAAAGCCGCUCGUUCUGUGCCGUGCCCUUGACCUUGGAGAGGUCUUUCUCUCCUCGCUCGUCUCCACAUGAAGGAAAAUUUAUUUCUCCCUCUCCAGUGAUGGAGAAAAUGAGCCUCAUUCGCGAACAUUUCCAGAGGGAAACAGUUCCGUGUUAUCGUUGUGGUGCUGGUUAAUUUUUUUUUUCUGAUUGCCUGUCUGAUACUUAGACAUGACUGGUCUUUAAUAUCUAUGUAGCACAUGGUUGAGUGGGACUAAAGCAAGUAUACGUUGUGAGAGGCUGAGGACUAUGCAAUCAUAUAUAUAUAUAUAUAUAAUCUGGUUUUUGAAGUAUCAGAGAUGGAGUGUUUUAGCAUUUUUUGCUAUAAAAGUGCCUUGAUUCAAUCGCUUCAGACAUUCCUCCUAUUUUGUUGUAACCUUGAAUGUGUCUUCUGACCCCAAACUGUGUACUAUGAAGCAUUCGGACUGCGGCAGUCCAAGCAGAGGUUGUGUUCCAAUAGCAGAGACCAAAGAGUUCAUCAGAUCCGGUUUAGUUGCUACAGCCGUGUGAUUCCAGUGCCGCUGAAUCGCACCACAUUUCCGUGGUCCACACCAUCGAGGCCUGCCAUGCGUGUUCUCUUUCAGGUUGGAGUGAAUUUGCACUUUUUAAUCAGAGGGGUCAUUUGGGGACCUUGUUCUUUAUAUAUAUAUAUUAUUUUUUUGCUUUAUUAAUAAAGAAACUUGUAGAAA